AUGGACAACAGCACCGAUGAUUUCUGCAGAACAUCGACUUGUCUUCAUGCUGCCGCAGAGGUUUUGAAAAAAAUGGACAGAGACGUCGAGCCCUGCGACGACUUCUACAGAUUCGCGUGCGGUGGAUUUUUGAAAAAUACAUCAAUCCCAAAUGAUAGAGACCAAGUUGACACAUUCUCCGUCAUCCGCGAUAAAGUCCAGGAGCAGUUGAGAAUUAGUGUCGAGGAGCCAAGUCCUCCCACGGAACCAAAAUCGUUCAAGCUUGCUAAGAAUUUGUACAAAUCUUGCAUGAAUACGACUGCAAUUCGAGCUCAGAGUCUCAAGCAACUUCUCACUGACCUGACGGAACUUGGAGGAUGGCCGGUGCUAGAGGGAGACCGGUGGGAUGAAAGAUCUUUCAACUGGAUUGAGUCGACAUACAACGUGCGCGACCGGGGAUAUCCUUUCGAUUACUUUCUCCGUGUGACUGUCGAGCCGGAUUGGAAGAACAAUAUCAAACGAGUCAUCUAUUUGGACAAAGCUGCUCUGAAAGUCCCUCUGGAAGCCCUGUCAUUCGACAAAACAAAAUACAUGGUGGAUAUUGCAGUAAUGCUCGGAGCUAAACCAGAAUCAGCCGAAGAAGAGAUGCGCAGUCUCUUAGACUUCGAGGCUGAGAUAUACAGUGUAAGCUUGGUUCAAUUGAACGAGGCAGAUCGUUUCUCUGAAUUCGCUUACGCCCCUCUGACGGUCUCCGACCUCCCCGACUUGUACCCCAGCAUCCCCUGGAAGGAGUACUUCAACCGCGUGCUGCCACCCUCAGUCCGAGUGGGAAAUUGUGACGUCAUCAUCAGACAGGCCGCCUCCUACAUCAAAAGCCUGGAGGAAUUGAUGGGGAAAACACCAAAAAGGGUUCAGGCCAAUUACGUAAUGUGGAGGGUGGUAGAGUCAUCGCUCAGUUACAUGAAUGAUGAAAUAAGAGAACGUGAGCCUCAGUGGAGGGGUGGAAAGACAGCGAGGGAGCCCCGAUGGAAGGAAUGCAUGGACGUGCUCUCGCAGAAGCUCCCGCUGAGCGUGGCAGCCCUGUACGUCAGGAAAUACUUCCACAAGGGAGUUAAGAAGAAUGCCAUUGAGGUGGUCGACGACGUCAGCAAACAGUUCCAUCAGAUUCUGGGGAGGAGCGAGUGGAUGGAUGACGAAACCAGGGGGAGGGCGCGGCAGAAAGCCACCUCCAUAACCAGUCACAUUGCUUAUCAUGAUCAGUUAUUUGAUGAUAGGAAAUUUGAGGAGUACUAUCAGAAUCUAGAACUCAGCGAUGAGCAUUAUCUACAGGGAAUCCUGAAUAUUUCCCUGUUUGACUCGAAGAAUUCGUUCAGCAUGUUGGGAAAACCUAUCGACAAGGGCGAUUGGAUCACAUAUGGAAAUUCCGCGCGAGUGAAUGUCAGCUAUUGUCCGACUCUGAACAGUAUUGAACUCCCGGCUGGCAUUCUUCAGGAUAUCUUCAUCAGUAAUGAUCUCCCAAGGUACCUGAGCUACGGUGCCAUUGGGCGCAUGGUUGGUCACGAAAUCGCCCAUGGAUUCGAUAAUCAAGGACGAUGGUUCGAUAGAGUGGGAAACCGCGGUGAUUGGUGGACACCCUCCACUGUGGAAAAUUUCCUCGCUAAAUCUCAAUGUAUUAUCGAUCAGUAUGGAAACUACUCGGUCAAAGAAUUGAACCUGAAUGGAGAGAAUACUCAGGGAGAAAACAUCGCAGACAACGGUGGUUUCAUUGCUGCGUACCUAGCUUACGACGACUGGUCAGCGCGCAAUGACGAAGAGAAAAUGCUCCCAGGGCUCGCUUAUACCCCAAGACAAAUGUUCUGGAUAAGUGCAGCCAGCACUUUGUGCACAGUCCAGCGACCUGAGAGACUCAGACUCCAAAUCGCCGAGGGGGUGCAGACUCCUGCCGAAUAUCGUAUCUUAGGAACACUAUCCAACAUUCCAGCCUUUGCUGAGGACUUCAAAUGUCCCGUGGGCUCCAAAAUGAAUCCGGAGGAGAAAUGUGCUGUCUGGUGA
Molecule: messenger RNA, 2031 nt
Organism: Diachasma alloeum
Lineage: Eukaryota; Metazoa; Arthropoda; Insecta; Hymenoptera; Braconidae
Product: neprilysin-2-like
Exons: 8
Coding region: 1-2031 (676 amino acids)
Biological process (GO): protein processing
Cellular component (GO): plasma membrane
Molecular function (GO): metalloendopeptidase activity
Source: RefSeq, a predicted model, not a curated record